Phaeoacremonium minimum UCRPA7 is the source of this 1191-nucleotide messenger RNA. Its product is annotated as putative arsenate reductase protein. Lineage: Eukaryota; Fungi; Ascomycota; Sordariomycetes; Togniniales; Togniniaceae. Gene Ontology annotation, cellular component: endoplasmic reticulum. The record is from RefSeq and is a predicted model, not a curated record. The transcript is spliced from 2 exons. Bases 1 to 1191 code for a protein of 396 amino acids.
AUGAGGCUUCUCACAGGGCUCGCCAUUGCGGCCCUCAGCGGCCUUUCCGUGGCAGCAUCCCAAGAGCCAGCUGAGGUCUACAUCCUGACAGCCGACAGAGAUAGCUUCGCUCAGACAUCACCACCGCAAAUACCGCGCCAGGUGGCUCGCGACAUCCUCUUUCAGCGACUCCGCAGCGAAUCCUCCUAUAGUGACCUCCCGGAUUCGACCGACGAAGAGACGUCUCUAUCACAUAUCCUCAAAUAUGGAAGCAGCCCGGCGCCGUUGUUUGAGGAACAGCGACCUCCGAGGUCUCAGCUUGUCGUAAUCUUAGAGGGCAUCACAUCAGAGAAUGCCAAGUCAUUGCGCCAACAAGUGUCAGACAGCAACUUCAAGCAGACAUUCACUAUUUCCGAUCCCCCAUCGGCCAGCGCAAACCGUCAGCUCGUCGAUGUUGAGUUCAAGGCUGCUGGCAUCGCCAUGCCAUGCGAGCCGUCAUUCGCCAUUAACCCUUUCGACAUGACUUGCUGGACCACGAGGUCGCUCGUCGUCAAAUAUGACGCAUUGAAAGACUCAAGAUACUUCUCCUCCUUCGUCGAGAUGAUUCCAGAACUAGUGAAAACUGUGGAGCGAGGCUACCUAGAAGCCACCCUGGUCCUGAUGCCUGAGAGCAGCCGCAACUCGAAGCUAUCGUACUGGACCUCGACCCCCCCGAGCCAACUCCAGCGCCGACAGUCUGGCGAAUCUGUUCUUACCGAAGGCGAUGUGGCAAAGCCGAAGACACAGGCGUCCAAAGCGGCAGGGAACGACAACGGUGCGUUCGCUUGGGCUACCGCCGACCCGAAGACCAUUCCCGCAUGCUUCCAGUCGUUCAACUCGUGCGCCACCGCAACAGGCAACUGCUCUGGCCACGGCGAGUGCACUGACAAGUAUGCGAUUCCCGGCCAGCCCACCGGUGCAGACGACGCCGUAUGCUUCCGUUGCGAAUGCAAGUCUACAUACAAAUACCCCGAGAAGGGCGAGAACAGCCCUCACGUCCACUGGGGCGGCAAUAUUUGCCAGAAGGUUGAUGUCAGCUCGCCAUUCUGGCUCAUUGCCGGCUUGACGAUUGUCCUGGUCGGAAUUGUCAGCUUCUGUAUCGGACUGCUGUUCAGCGUGGGUGAGGAGAAGCUGCCGGGUGUCAUCGGAGCUGGUGUUUCAAGAUCUAAAUAG